This is a messenger RNA of Bombus pascuorum, 6169 nucleotides long. RefSeq names its product glutamate receptor ionotropic, kainate 2 (gene KaiR1D). Gene Ontology annotation, molecular function: glutamate-gated receptor activity; transmitter-gated monoatomic ion channel activity involved in regulation of postsynaptic membrane potential. Gene Ontology annotation, biological process: modulation of chemical synaptic transmission; monoatomic ion transport; synaptic transmission, glutamatergic. NCBI's taxonomy places the organism in Eukaryota, Metazoa, Arthropoda, Insecta, Hymenoptera, Apidae. The coding region runs from base 94 to 2838 and encodes 914 amino acids. The record is from RefSeq and is a predicted model, not a curated record. Gene Ontology annotation, cellular component: postsynaptic membrane; plasma membrane. The transcript is spliced from 17 exons.
AAGGGAGGCGCAGGCUCCCGUGGGGGGCGCAGGGGGAGGCGGUGGCGUCGGAGGCGAAGGGGGGAGAGGCGGUGGGGCGGACCGGAACCGGAAAUGGCUGCGAGGUGGCUCCUGCUGGCGCUCCUCGCCGCCCACGCCGCGGCUCUUCCUGAUAUCAUUAGGAUAGGUGGGCUGUUUCAUCCGUCGGACGACAAGCAAGAAGUGGCCUUUCGUUAUGCCGUGGAAAAGAUCAACGCCAACCGAGAUAUCCUGCCCAAGUCCCGUCUCAGCGCCCAGAUUGAGCAGAUAAAACCGCAGGACAGUUUUCACGCUUCGAAGCGAGUGUGCCACUUGCUGCGAAGCGGUGUAGCGGCGAUUUUUGGGCCGCAGAGCGCGCACACCGCCUCCCACGUACAAAGCAUUUGCGACACCAUGGAGAUUCCGCAUCUGGAGACACGCUGGGACUACCGGCUCAGACGGCAGAGCUGCCUUGUCAACCUUUAUCCGCACCCCACCACACUUUCCAAGGCAUACGUUGAUUUGGUGAAAGCCUGGGGCUGGAAGAGCUUUACCAUCAUCUACGAGAAUAACGAAGGGUUGGUGCGGUUGCAGGAGCUCCUGAAGGCACACGGACCUAGUGAAUUCCCUAUUACGGUCAGACAGCUGAGCGAGGGAUCCGAAUACCGGCCGUUGCUAAAACAGAUAAAAAACUCGGCCGAGUCGCACAUUGUACUGGAUUGCUCUACCGAGAGGAUUUACGACGUGUUGAAGCAGGCUCAGCAAAUAGGAAUGAUGAGCGACUAUCACAGUUACCUCAUCACCUCUCUGGACCUACACAGCGUCGAUCUGGAGGAAUUCAAGCACGGCGGGACCAAUAUCACUGCCUUUCGAUUAGUGGAUCCAGAGAAGCAAGAUAUACAGAAAGUCGUGCAAGAUUGGAUUUACGGCGAGAAGCGUUAUAAUCGAGAACUCGAUAUGGGACAGAGUUCCAACAAGAACAAUCUCACUUGCAUAAAGACUGAAACGUCAUUGAUGUACGACGCCGUGCAUUUAUUUGCGAAAGCACUGCACGAUUUGGAUACAUCCCAACAGAUCGACAUCAAACCGCUUUCCUGCGAGUCCACCGACACUUGGCCCCACGGAUACUCCCUCAUAAACUACAUGAAAAUCGUCGAAAUGACGGGGUUAACAGGAAUUAUCAAGUUCGAUCACCAAGGAUUUCGCUCAGACUUCAUUUUAGAUAUCAUCGAACUGAACAACAAGGAGGGGCUGAAGAAGAUAGGAACCUGGAACAGCACCAAGGGUAUAAAUUUUACGAGGAGUUACAAGGAAGAGUACACUCAAAUCGUGGAGAAUCUUCAGAACAAAACUUUCAUUGUAACAACUAUACUGAGCGCGCCAUACUGCAUGAGGAAGGACUCGAGCGAAAAGCUGACCGGGAACGCACAGUUCGAGGGCUACAGCGUCGACUUGAUUUACGAGAUAUCGAGGAUUCUCGGUUUCAAUUAUACGUUCCGCCUGGUACCGGAUGGACGGUAUGGCUCCUACAACAAGAAGACGAAAGAGUGGGACGGUAUGAUGAAAGAACUGUUGGAUCAGAAGGCGGAUCUAGCGAUCGCGGAUCUAACCAUCACGUACGACCGGGAACAGGCGGUCGACUUCACUAUGCCGUUCAUGAAUCUAGGGAUCAGCAUACUGUACCGUAAGCCUAUAAAGCAGCCACCGAAUCUGUUCUCAUUCCUCAGCCCGCUUAGCCUCGACGUUUGGAUUUAUAUGGCGACAGCUUAUCUAGGCGUCUCUGUGCUGCUCUUCAUACUCGCUAGAUUCACCCCGUACGAGUGGUACAAUCCUCAUCCGUGCAACAAAAACCCGGACCAUCUGGAGAAUCGCUUCAAGCUGCUCAACUGCAUGUGGUUCACCAUCGGAUCCUUAAUGCGGCAGGGCUGUGACAUUCUGCCCAAAGCCGUGUCAACGCGCAUAGUGGCAGGCAUGUGGUGGUUCUUCACUUUGAUCAUGAUUUCUUCGUACACUGCCAACUUGGCCGCGUUCCUUACCGUCGAGAGGAUGGAUUCGCCGAUCGAGAGCGCCGAGGAUCUUGCAAAGCAGACGAAAAUCAAAUACGGGGCUCUCAAAGGAGGCAGCACUGCGGCCUUUUUCAGGGAUUCCAAUUUCUCGACGUACCAGCGUAUGUGGUCCUUUAUGGAUUCGGCAAAGCCGACGGUAUUUACAACUAGCAACGUCGAGGGUGUAGAACGGGUGGUCAAGGGGAAAGGGAGCUACGCGUUUCUAAUGGAAUCCACCUCCAUCGAAUACGUAAUCGAGAGAAACUGUGAUCUUACCCAAGUUGGCGGCCUCUUGGAUUCGAAAGGAUACGGCAUCGCCAUGCCGCCAAAUUCACCAUACAGAACGGCCAUCAGCGGAGCCAUCCUAAAGCUACAAGAAGAGGGGAAACUGCACUUGCUGAAGACGCGCUGGUGGAAAGAGAAACGCGGCGGAGGAUCUUGCAGGGACGACAUGUCGAAGAGCAGUUCAACAGCAAACGAACUAGGGCUGGCAAACGUAGGCGGGGUGUUCGUGGUUCUGAUGGGCGGUAUGGGCAUCGCUUGCGUGAUCGCGGUAUGCGAGUUCGUCUGGAAAAGCCGGAAGGUCGCCAUUGAGGAACGGAAGUCCAUGUGCUCGGAGAUGGCGAGCGAAUUGCGUUACGCGCUGGAUUGCGGGAACGGGACAAAAAAGUCCGUGAAGAAGACACUGUGUAGUCGCGAGAGGCAGCGAUCGAACCUAUCGAUCGUGUCCGAGGAGGGCAGGUAUCCGGUAUGCAACAAGUACAGACACUUCGUGGGGAAAGCGCCUUUGACCUGAAGCUACGAGACUGAAUCAUCGUCGAAGGGAGAAGAGGAACGUGCACGGGACUAAUCGAACUCGCGACUCGAUGAACUAUGAAGGCAAUCGACGAACGAGAGAUACGACGAGAGAAGCAACGAGGCGCGAACUAAAAGUUUAGCGCGAGAUGGAAACCAUCCACCUUCUCCAGUUGCUUUAUCCCUCUCUCUCUCUCUCUCUCUUUCUCUCUUUCUAUGUGUGUAUGUGUAUAAGUCUGGUUCUUUCUUUCUUUUUUUUUUCUUCAAUUUUUUCGUUCUUUGUCUUUACAAGUGACGCGAACGAACGAACAUGGCAGUACUUCGACUAGCACUUUAUACAGUGUACAGUGUACAGUCAUUCAGUCGUUAAUUGGAGCUCACUGGAAUUUAUCGUGCCGUGCGGAAGACAACGACGCACGCUGUUUGAGCGGAAAGAUUAACGAGUAGUCUCGAGAUCCUUUGUCUUUCGUUGCGCCACUCGUGGCAAAAGAAGGUGGCCGUUGUGAAACGAAACCCAGCCUAAGCGGCCACGGCGUGAGUUGUCGCCGCGAAAUUCUAAUCCUUAAUUGUCGCUGUCUCUGCGAUUUUAUAUGUGUAUGAAGACCACAUGAAAAAUAUAUGAUAAGUCCAUUUUUGUUAAUUUUCCGACUUUUAUGAAACUUUGUGGGUAAAAAGAUGUAUUUUAAUAUGAAAUAUUAAUUGCAGAACCGGCGAUACUUAUUACGUGACGAAAAAUAUUAGCUUUGUUGUUAUGUAACUUUAGCUUAAUCGAUACUAUUCUACACAAAUAAUAUUUUUAGAUUUUUAUUAACGUCGUAGAGCGCGAUGGAAACACAUAUGUAAUCCUAAAAUCAAAUACAAACACAGUUUUAAUCCGGGACUACUUUUUAAAAUUGUUCUUUCUACACAACGGAAAAUGUAUCACAUCAUAUUUUUCAUAUUUGUAAGCUUCAUAUACAUAUGGCGCAGUAAGAAAUAGGGAUUCGAUUCGAUUAAUUUUGUUAAAAUUAUAAUUGAAUGUGUUCAUGAAUAAUUGUCAACGAUGUAAUAAUUUUUGAACAAAAUUGGUCGUUUAAAAUUGGUUAUUUAUAACUUUUCAUUCCAGUUUGAACUCAUAGUAGAGUGAAAUAAUGUAAUCCUGUAAUGGUAUUUCCAUAUUUUAUCAGUUUUGUUAAAAUGCUUUGAAACCUUGAAUGUAUUUAAUUUCAAUAGACUAAUAUCAGAAACGAGUAGCGGAUACAGGAAACGGCAAUAAUUAUUGCCCACGCCCGUAUAUUUCUCGAAUAUAUUAGAAAGUAAUUUAUAAACUCACUCCCACAUAACUUAAUUAAACAUUGAAAUUAAAUGAUCAAAUAUGCGAUGUCUUCCGCACGAUAUGCUAUAAUACAAAUGACAAACUUUUUGAAGAACGUAUGCAUGUCAAGAACGAUCGAAAAAAGAGAGAAAGAACAAAAACUGUGGAUUUUGUAAUUGAUGCAUAUAAAACGUUACUUGAACAGCGAAGGAAAACGUCAUUGAAUCCAAUUCACUUCAUUAUUAUGGACUAUGUCGCUCAUUUUUAAAGAAAGUAUAAACAUUCGUGAUCACUUGAGAAAAAUAUCACAAGAUAAUUAACACUGUACAAAUUCUGUCUCUGUCUGUUCGGUGACGUUUGGAUACAUUCGUUUAGUGUACAUAAUCAUAAUCAUCGUUAAGAUUACGAACUAAACUAAACGUAUCUAUUCUAUGGCAUUGUAUCAUAGAACGUUCAUGGGGAAAAAUCUGUUCAUACGACUUCUAAAAGUAUGUCUUCGUUUAAGUAUCAUUUCGAUGCUGUAAGAUAACGUGUCCAUUGGUGCAAACGUUGUAUGUAGAUGUUUUAUCGAGUGUAGAUAGAAUAAGCGAUUUUACAUUUUUAUGUUAUAUUCUAGAUAUGCUAGGAAAGUGACACGAUUAAGGAAUGCAAAUUUUUAGCAAAUUUUAUUUGAAAUAGAAAAUUACUAAUUAUUUAACAACGGAAAGGUUUUUUUCUUAUGCAGCUUAUACCCUGGAUUUUGAAAAAGCGUAAAUUUUUUAGAUGCGUCACUCCUCUAGCAAAUCGACGAUAUAUUCCGACUCGUUGUUUCGCUAACGAAUUUCUCGACCUCGUUAUCAUGUAUUGCAGGAUUUCAUUGAUCUAUCUGUAUCUGACUUCGGAAUUUAUUGAUUCAAUCAUAUACGGCAUUAAUCCUUUGAAACCUAGGGCAGAUGUAUUAAUUGAAAGUUAUUACACAUAUUACAAAAAGAAUAGGUCAGAGCUGCUGAUAAAAUAAUAAAAUCUGAAUACAAUACUUUUAAAUAAAUAUUCUCAACAUACUUUGUACAUUUUAUAGCAAUCUGAAUUUAGAUUUCAAAUUAUUCUUCAAAAAGCUAUCUCAACUAAGUAUUCAAUUAUUAAUUGAAUUAUUAAACGCAGUACGAAGUAUCACAUAUAUAUAAGUAAUUCUUAAAUCCUCUUUAAAUCUCACAAUACUUUCUAAACGUUUCAUACCUCGUGAAUUCGUUAUAAUAUCAAAUAUUAAAUUUCCUUUAGAACAUGUCGCAUUUAUUUGAUUUUAGACCUGGCAAAUUCGAAUAAUCUUUCAAAAAAUUAACUCGACUGAAAAUUCAAUUAAAUCUCCUUCAGACCGAGACAGAUUUCAGUAGCCGGUCGCGGCAUUGCAAUGUUCCUUUCUUAAGCGUCCAACGAUUCCACGGAUUAAACUGGUUAACAGAGUUAAUGGAAAGCCUGUUUGCAGCUGGUACAUCGCCGUUCAUGAACGCCCUGGACUGAGCAGUAUUAAUUUCCGUCUUCCGUCUCUCCUAAGGCGUAAACACGCGCGAAUAUCGUACAUGCACGGAUGCUGGCUUAGCCUCUCUGGAAUGAUCAAUUUCCGGAUGCAGAUAGAUCAGUGGAAUGAGAUUAAUGGCGAAAUUUGGGCGUUGAUAAUAUUUCCGCCUCACCGCCAUGCACCAUUUUUUAUGCAACGACGUAUAUAUGCGACAAUCGCGACUUUUUAUUUCUAUUUCUCUUUCUUGUUCUUUUUUUUUAUCAUCGACUCGUUCAUCCAUCGAUGUGUGUAUACCAAAUCGAAUCGUUUUUAAAAUACGUACAAAAGGUGCGAUACAAACCCGCAUGGACGACAUAUUCUCACACGAGCACAUACAUGCGAAUAAAUCGUGAAUUAUACACGUACUUGUAAAUAUUAUCUGUAUCGCGUACAUUGCGUUCGCAUCGUACCGAAUUUAAAAGCCAAUUGAUUAUACUUCUUACAUAAAGUGUACUACGAGCAUCAUAUUAAACGUGAAUAAAACUCAUCGUCUGUAAAUUCUCA